AUGGUAUCGGAGAGUUCUCCAAGGAACGGAGUGGCACCGCCGCUGCCUGCGAGGCCGCUGACUUUUCGGAGGAAUUGCGGCGACCAAGUUUCCGUUUCAUCACCCACGAAGGUGUACAUCGAGACCAACGCAAGGUCCCCGCACUACAGCCCCAACGAUGAGACAAGGAAGAGGCUACGUUACGACGAUUUUCUGGACGACAAAGUGAGAUUAAUUAAAGUGUUGGAGCAAACGUGCUGGCUCUGUAUCAAAACAGUGCUGCAGGAUGGUGAAAUUGAGGUCCAGGAUCUUGUGGCAUUUAUCGACGGUGACAGCAGCGACUCAGGUCACCUGUACGAGUCCCUGGAGCCAGCCCCAACUCACCCCGCACACGCUGCACACGUGCCGCACGCGGGCCACGCGAGUUCUGCACUACAUGCACUGCCCCUUGAGGAUGAUUUCGACUCCUUCGACAGCGACACCGACUCCGAAGAUCAUGAUAAAUCCCCGAAUACGAACUCCGCGCCAGCGGUGCCUUCAACGAGGCUUCCUUCACCGCCUAUUGGGGGAGGUCCCUACACCCUCACGAAAAUUGCCAGCGCUGCUCAGAAGAAAAUGAGACAAAUCAAACGCAACCUCACUAAACGAUACUCAGUUGCUAUGGACGGCAAAACGUUAACAAAGUCAUCGCAACCGAACGGGACCUACGAUACGCCGAAAACGAAAACGAAAGCGCCCAUCUACGCCAACUGCGAGAAGUCGGAAGUGCAUCACGUUUACGCGAAUAUCUCCUUCAACGAUUCGAAAAACAUGCUCAAUAAGACUGAGAAUCCUAUGACAAAGAUCACUGGAAAUUUCAAAGAGGAACUGAAGACUGUUAUUGGGGAAAAGAGACACAGCAAUGGUGACGUUCCUCCCCCAUUGCCAGAGAAGCCGCCACCAGAAAAACUAACGAUACCAACUAACGAUAGUAAAAAGGACUCCGGCACUCUGUCGAGGAAGACAUACUUUUCAUUCAAGUCUCGGUUCAGGAGAGCUUCGUCUUUGGCAGUGGACGUAAACUCGGACGUGCCCAGCGCUCUCAAGAUCACCAACUCGACCUUCUACUUGAAUGAUUCGAUGGACGGUGAUUCCGGCUUCAGCAAUUGCAGCGAUAGCGGCGCUGCGAGUGCGGAGACGCUGUCGGCGUCGUCUCGGCGACGUGACGGUACGCGCGCGUGGGCCGAGUCGUCGCCGUGCCUGGCGCCCGCGCCGCUGGAGCGGCCCGCGCAGCCGCCCCCGCCGCCCCCCACCGCCCCGCAUGUCGCGCACACGCACACUGACCUUAGCGCUGUCAACGAAGAAUUAAAGCGGCUCCUACCGACGCUGUCCCGCAAGGACAAGAGUCCUAGAGCCCGGACCUCGUGGUACGCUGAAUGUGGCGCCGAUUCUUCUUCACAGACGCUAGUAACAACGCCUUCUUCUUGGUACGCGGAAGCGGGCUUGUAUCAAGCGGGUAAUAUCUCAUCGUCAUCGGGUGCAUCAUCCGGAUCCCACCCGGCCUCACCUCUCCCGCACUCGCUGUUCACGCACGAGCCCCUUUACCAGUUUUACAACGCGGCGAAAGUAGAGUCGACGUGCCGUGAGAGCGGCGACUCGGACUCGGACGGGUACGAGGCGGGCGCGGCGCCGGCGCGGCCGUCCGCCAUGGCGCUGGUGGCGCCGCGCGGGCCCGCGCGCACGCUCUGGUGCGAGGUGCCCGAGGUGCUCAACUCCGCCGUGCUCAGUUCGCUAGCUCCAGCGCAAAAACGCCUGCAAGAGGCGAAGUUCGAAGUGUUGACGUCUGAAGCUUCUUACCUAAACUCGCUGAAUGUCUUGGAGGCGCAUUUUAUAUCGCACCCCGCAUUCCGCGACCCACAAGUGCUGCCUCCGGAAGAUUGGGAAGCGCUAUUCGGUUCCAUAUUGCCAGUGCGCAGAUGCUCGCAGAUGCUGAUGGGUGACCUGGAGAAGUGCUGGCAGGAGAAUAUCUUGCUGCAGGACAUCUGCGACAUCGUGCGGCGGCACGCGGAGGCGCGCUUCCACGUGUACGUGAAGUACUGCGAGCAGCAGGCCGCCAUGGUGCGCACCCUGCAGCGCCUUCGCGACCGCCCCGUCUUCGCUGCAGCACUGCACAGGCUGGAGAGCCACCCGGCGUGCCAGAGCCUGUCGCUGCACUCGUUCCUGCUGCUGCCCAUGCAGCGCGUGACGCGGCUGCCGCUGCUGCUGGACGCCGUGCUGCGCUCGCUGCAGCCCGCCGAUCGCGAGCACGACGCCUGCGUGCUGGCGCUCGCCACGCUCAACCACUUCGUGUCGCAGUGUAACGAGGGAGCGCGCAAUACCGAGCGUAUUGAAGAGAUGUUCCGACUGGCCAAAGCGAUCGAGUUCCCGCCACAAGUUCGCGAUCCACCUUUAUUAGGACCCGCCUGCUCGCGGAGAGAUCGCAAACCGGUUAGAUGGCUGGUACGGUCCGGCGAAGUAACACAUCUGAUAUGGAAAGCAGACGAACUGAAGCUGACAUUCGGCAAGAAGUUCCACAAGGUGCAGCUGUAUCUCUUCCUGUUCAACGAUCUGCUCGUCAUCACUAAAAAGAAAGGGGAGGAAUCGUUCAUGGCGGUGGAUUGGUGUGCGCGCUCGCUGCUGGAGACUUGCGGCGGCGAGGCGGCGCCGCCGGCCGCCAAGCACGCCAUGCUGCUCACGCUGCUCGAGAACCGCGACGCGCGCACCGUCGAGAUGCUGGUGUCGUGCGCGAGCGAGACGGAGGCGCGGCGCUGGGGCGAGGCGCUGGCGCCGCCGCGGGCGCGCGCGGGCGAGGCGGUGUACGCGGGCUGGGACUGCCCGCAGGUGGCCGCGCUACACGCCUACGCGCCCGCGCAGCCCGACGAGCUGCCGCUCGCCGAGGGCGACAUCGUCAACGUCACGCGCAAGACCAGCGAGGGUUGGUACUACGGCGAACGAACGCGGGACGGCGAAGCGGGCUGGUUCCCGGGCUCGUACACUGUGGAGAUCGCGUCGGCGCACGUGCGAGCGCGCAACUUGCGCCAGCGCUACCGCCUGCUCGCGCUCUCCGGCACCUACCUCGGCAACAGGAAGCGCGCCGCGUGA
Molecule: messenger RNA, 3099 nt
Organism: Parnassius mnemosyne (clouded apollo)
Lineage: Eukaryota; Metazoa; Arthropoda; Insecta; Lepidoptera; Papilionidae
Source: the annotation of a GenBank genome assembly